This is a messenger RNA of Gymnogyps californianus (California condor), 3062 nucleotides long. RefSeq names its product MOB family member 4, phocein (gene MOB4). Lineage: Eukaryota; Metazoa; Chordata; Aves; Accipitriformes; Cathartidae. The transcript is spliced from 8 exons. The record is from RefSeq and is a predicted model, not a curated record. Gene Ontology annotation, cellular component: cytoplasm. Bases 1 to 678 code for a protein of 225 amino acids.
AUGGUCAUGGCGGAGGGGACGGCAGUGCUGAGGCGGAACAGGCCGGGCACCAAGGCCCAGGAUUUCUACAAUUGGCCUGAUGAAUCCUUUGAAGAAAUGGAUAGUACAUUAGCUGUUCAGCAGUAUAUUCAGCAAAACAUAAGGGCAGACUGUUCCAACAUUGAUAAGAUCCUUGAACCUCCUGAAGGCCAGGAUGAAGGUGUAUGGAAGUAUGAACAUUUAAGACAAUUCUGCCUUGAACUCAAUGGACUAGCUGUCAAGCUUCAGAGUGAAUGUCACCCAGACACAUGUACUCAGAUGACAGCAACUGAACAAUGGAUUUUUCUUUGUGCAGCUCAUAAAACUCCCAAAGAGUGUCCUGCUAUAGACUACACCAGACACACACUUGACGGAGCUGCGUGUCUUCUGAAUAGCAAUAAAUAUUUCCCCAGCAGGGUUAGCAUAAAGGAAUCCUCUGUAGCCAAAUUAGGAUCAGUGUGCCGAAGGAUUUACAGAAUAUUUUCACAUGCUUAUUUUCAUCACCGGCAGAUAUUUGAUGAAUAUGAAAAUGAAACUUUCUUGUGUCACCGGUUCACUAAGUUUGUGAUGAAGUAUAAUCUGAUGUCCAAGGAUAACCUGAUUGUACCAAUUUUGGAAGAAGAAGUGCAAAAUUCAGUGUCAGGGGAGAGUGAGGCAUGAUGGGAAUGGCAGUACAGAAGCCUGUACUGAAUAUAAACAAAACAUUAAUUAUGUACUGUAUAUAUCAUUUUAGACCCUUCAAUCACGUAUCCUCAUAGCUUUGUUUAGUAUACUUUUUGUAUGCUGUGUGCAUUGCCUUUUAAUAUGGGAAAUAUUAAGUUAUUCAUGAGCUGUAUAUUCAUCAAUGUGGCACUCAUGGUUUUUAAAUAAAAGUAGUAGUAUCUGUUUAUAAUGCCUGUUAAUAAAAGAAUUUACAGUUCUCUAAAAUUGCUGCUAAACAAUCAUUGAAUCACAAUCCUGAAGAUGUGUCUGAUUGGGUGGGAAAAAAGUGAGAUUUAAGAUUUCACAGCAAGCCCUUUUUUAAUGCAGUAGCUAUAUUAAGUCUUAGCUCAAAGAUUAUCACCUUAAAUACAUAAUUCUGCAGGAAGCUUCUUGCAAUGUAGCUUAUUCCUAAUUUAGCUUUUAUUUUUUUAAGAUGGCUUUGAAGAUUUACUUUUGGAUGUGCAUAUUCCUGUAUGUGUACAUCCAAAUACUAAUAGGAUUUAUAGUAUUAGUAAUACCAAAAGGACAAUUUCACUAUGCUAUUGAACAUAUAUAUUCUUGAUAUACAUCUAACAUACUUUCUGGACUUGUUUUUUUGUUAACAGCGGAGGUUUGUGUGCAGCAGGGGACAGGUUCUGUCCUGUUAAGGCAGACUUCUGCUGUUCUCCAGCCCACAACUUCUCUAAAUAACAACUGUGGCAGAAAAGUCGAUGGCUUAUACCUGUCCAUAUUUAUGGCAACUGCUUACAGAUUAUACCUCAUAAAUACUCAUGUUACACUACAUAACACAUUAGCACAGUCUUUGCUUGUAUUCCUAGUAAAAACAUUCUAAGUACCUGAAAUAUUGAACCUGAUUCUUUGCAAGAGUUUAUCACGUUUUCAACAUAUAUUAGUUUUUUCUUCAUUCACCUGAAUUAUAUUCUUUGACAGAAAGAUUUGGAUUCAUGCUUCUGUUCCCCAUCAGAUGUUCAUUUCAAGUUGUGUUUGCAGAUUUGCAAUAACUGACAAUUUCCAUGAGUGCUGCUUAAUUGUGUUAUGUCUAGAAUGAUAGAAUUAACUGUUUUAGAGAUGAAUAUAGCAGACGUACUGCUAAGCGUACAUGAAUGCAGGGUCUAAAAGCACUAGCAGUGUUCUCAUGUUAAAUGAAUUUUGCUUAGCUGUUUAAGAAGUUAGCUGGUUGUUUCUCUCCGAGGUUGCCAGGCGCCCUCUUUAUUUCUUCAAGCAGGUCAGAAUGGGCUAACUCAGCUAGUUUCUGUAAUCUACACUUUGUUUUCUACGUUAUACUUACUUGGAAAGAAGGGAGUCCACCUAUUUUUAGUAAGUCUUUUUUCAUAAUAUACUAAACAUGCCUUAAAUUCUAUUUUUCUUUAUAUGAAUCAAGCACACCUCAAGCAACUGUACCACCUGGAUGUAAAGGGAAUUUAAACUGAGAAAAUAGAGAGAUUAAGCUUAAGUACUUCAACAGCUGUAUUCUUCAGCAGCUCUUUUUGUCUCAUGUUUAUCAUUGCAUUUAAUUGUCAGCAGGGUAAUUGCAUGAGAUGUUGUCCGAGUGAAAGUAGCUUUAGUUACUGUCUAUACACUUAGCUAUAACUUGCCUUGUAUAGACGAGGUUACUUGAUUUUGAUAGGUAUCUUGAAAUUUGUAAUGCAGGUAGGAGGACUGUAUUCUGGAGGUAGUAAAAUGCAUUUAGUUUUGUUACAGUCUGCUGUAGGACCAUCCACGGUGUGGUUCUUUUGUGCAGUCACUGUGCAUGCUUAUGUUGGCUGUGGUGACUGAGACAGGCAAAACAUGUAACUGGUGUUGCUAAUUACAUUUCCUCUACAAAAUUGAAGAAAAUUAUGUGGUGCUCAGGACUGCAUUAAAAUUUUAAACCUCUUUUCUUCCUCUUAUGCUUUAAGAGUUUCACUUCAAAACUCGGGAAGUUUUAAUCCUGUUUAUUCUCAUUCAGGUUUGCACUGUAAAGUUGACUUGCUAUACUAAGCUGAUUUUAUAUAAGGCCUAAGUGAAACACUGCUUGUAUUCUCCCUUGCUAUUGUUUACAUGAGUACUGUGUACACACAUGUGCCUGAAUGGUACCAUAAAACUUCAGUUAGCCUAAGCAAACCAUUGAUUUGUCUAAUAAAUAUUAACAGGUUUAAUUUAGACUCUACAUAAUAGGGAAACUGAGACUGUCUUUGAAUUAUAUUGUAAAAAAAAAAAAAGGAUAAAAUUAAACUGUUUCUUUAUCCGUACCGCUAUAUUUUGGCAAGUUAUUCUCAUUUUUCAUGUCGUCCAAGAAUGCAGGCAACUGAGUGCUUCCAAGAGAAAAUUCAGUGCUCUCCCAUCUCUGCUACAAGGUAUGC